AGUGCGCACCAAUAAAAAUCUGAUGAACGUGAGCAACAACCGCCACCACCUCACAGUUAGCUUCUCCUUGGAGCCAAGCGAGUCCAGUUGUGCUGCAGGAUUACGGGAGAGUAACUGGAGGCUUUGAGGGGAGGAAAAAGGGAGGAGGGGCUGUGUUGAGCUGGUGGGCUUCCUCUGCCUUACAGACACAUUUUAUUGACUUGCUAAUUGGACGAGGCGCUCGGAGGAGAGGAUGCGGUGACCGAGAGGAGAUUUUCUCCAAGGGACCGAUACAGACAAGGAAGCAUUGUGGGCUAUUUUAGAAUUUCUUCCAUUUUCGCGCUAUGUCACAACAGAUGGGCUUUUUUUCCACCCCCCCAGUAGUCAUCCUGCUGUGAAUUCCUGGUUUUGUGCAUGACAUUGUCAAAUGGAGGCUCCAGCUGCAAGACGCAUCGUGACAAGUGAAUGAUUUCCUUCUUACUCCCCCCCAAAGCAGGCUCACUUUCACCUAUUUUUAUUUCCCUUUUGGAUGGAUCAGCUCUUCAUCAUCUGCUCCACCUGAUAUCCUGUUUGAUACCAUUCGAUCGCCAAAAGAAUCAUUCAUUUUUGAACCAGGACCUAUCUAAUUGCUGUGCAACAGAAUGACGUUCACUCCCGCUGCCAUGACGGAGUUUUGCAUGCGUGGCCUGGUCGGAGAGAAGGUGCUACUGUGCUGAGGUCUUGCGUCCCAAUGAGCCAAGCAGACAACCCACAGAGACGCACCACCUAUCUCAUCUCCCUCACUCUGGUGAAGGUUGAGGCUUUGCCAGAGGAUGUAGCUGGGAAACAAGUGGAGAAGGAGGGGGAAGGCAGCCCGAAAGAGAGUGAGGAGGUGAGACAUGCCCCAAAAGAGGAGGAAAUACGUGUUGGUCCACAAGCGUCGGAUAAAGAGAGCGCACAAGCGGGAGAAGAAGUGGAGCAGGUGCAUGUCAAGUAUGGCAGCCCGAAUGAGAAGUGGAUCAAAGCGGAGAGAAGAGACCAAAAAGACGUCCCAAUCGCUAAAAGCAAGGACACUGCUCCCGUCCACCCUUCAUUGAGGCAAAUGGUGAAGGUGUACAGCGGCAGCAGCUUCGAGACCACCGUACGCAGAGAGGGACCUCGCAGCGAUGCCUCGCGUCCCAAGACCGAACUCUAUCGGGAGCCUCCAAGGCUCUUCCCAAAGGGCGAAAACGGAGCGGAGCUCAACAACCGUUCCCGCUGCAGCCUCCCUUUUUCAGUGCCGCCUCAGGUUAGCCAGCGCCCCGAAGUCUUGAUGAGGCCGCAUACGGGAGCCAACGCAGCAUGCUGGAAGGAAGCCCGAGAAGCCAACAACAGCUUGUAUCACUCUGCAAAGACUCUGGAGCGGAGGGAUAACCGUAUCGGGGAUCAGUCCCCCUUAAUGGCAGCUACAACUCUGGGGCCUUACAGGGCGUCUUGGGCCGACAGCGAUGGCAGAGGAACGCUCAUUCGUCCCGCGGCUCCCCUCAGUGGAGGCUAUUCCGGAAUCAUGAACAGGGAGAACUCUCACGAGGACAGAUUUAAGGUUUCCUUGGUUACACCAGUUACCUGCGAUGUGAACCGGCCUCCAAGAAAAACCACCAGUCGUACUCUGGAUAACAGCGACCUACAUUGCCUCUCUGAGGACGCCAGGAGAGGGAAAGAGGGCCAAGGAGGAACAAUCCAUAGAGCUCCCGUCCGUGACCGCAAGAUGCUCAAGUUCAUUAGUGGCAUUUUCUCCAAAAGUGCAGCUGUGCCCUCAAAUGUCAGCACUGCAUCCGCCUUGUAUCCCGCCGCGGACAGGGGCUCCAGCGAGGAGGAGGCUGCGUGCACCAGCAGUCAGGAAUGGACCAUCACUCAAACUGUGCAAGAACUUCACCUGGCUGUGUUGGGGGGUCUGUGCAGUGGGAAGUCUGCGCUGGUCCACAGACACUUGACAGGAAGUUACCUGUCACUGGAGAAUGCCGAAGGGCGUCAGUACAUUAAGGAUGUCUUGAUUGAUGGGCAGAGCCACUUGUUGAUCAUCAGAGAGGAGACGGAACUCCCAGGAGCCCAGUUCGCAAGCUGGCUCGAUGCGGUUAUCCUGGUCUUCAGUUUGGAAAACGAGGCCAGUUUCCAGGAAGUGUACAAGAUCUACCAUCAACUUGCCGUCCACCGGCCUGUCACCGAGAUACCUUUCGUAGUCGUGGGCACACAGGAUAAGAUCAGCAGCAGCAACCCCAGGGUCAUCGACGACGCUCGGGCCAGGCAGCUCUGCUCAGACGUGCGCCGUUGCACCUACUACGAAACAUGUGCCACGUACGGCCUCAACGUCAACAGGGUCUUCACUGAUGCUGCUCAGAAGAUCAUGGCUUCCAAGAAGCAAGCUGCUUUACUAGCUUCCUGUAAAUCUCUUCCAAACUCUCCCAGUCACUCUGGAGGCUCCACCCCAGUGUCUGGUGUCUAUCCAGGACAGGCCAGUAAUGGGGGUCAGAGUAGCGAUUACUCCUCAUCGCUUCCCUCCACCCCUGUGAUUAGCCAUAAAGAGAUUGGCAGGUCGGCAAGAGGGGAGAAACAAGACAGUGGCACUCCUGGCUCAGUCCGCAGUGCCACCCGCAGACGCACCGCACGCUUUUCGGGUCGAAGAGGCAGUGACUCAGCCAGGCGAAGUGCAGACUGCAAAGGAGACGUGGGAAGCGGGCGCUUUAUUCCGAUCAAGCAGGGUUUCUUGCUCAAGCGCAGCGGGAACUCACUCAAUAAAGAGUGGAAGAAGAAAUACGUCACCCUCUCCAGUGAUGGCAUCCUGUCAUACCACUCCAAUGUCAAUGACUACAUGCUAAAUACACCCGGGAAAGAAAUGGACCUGCUGCGAGUGACGGUGAAGGUGCCAGGCAAGCGUCCCCCUCGUGCCGUACCUACCGGCGGCCCUCCAGUCGGACUCAAAGAUGUGCAGGGACCAGAGGGUGUCGGCCUGGUUCCUGUCAGUGCCAGCAGCCUCCUGCAAGCGGACGACAUGGAGGGGCUCGGGGGCGCUCUCUUCCUGAGGAGUAACAGAGGCGUGCAGCGAUGUUCUUCCAACGUCUCCAACCACGCUCAAAGUGUUGCAGACUCUGCAGUUGAGGGUGUGUCCAGCUCCUCGUCCACCAAAGAUGUAGGCUCCACAUCCCCAGUGGAGGACAGGAAGAAGCAUCGCAGGAAGAAGAGCAUGAACCAGAAAGGGGACGCCACCAUUGGCCAAGCAGAUGCCAAGCGCAAAAUGUGGAAACUAAAAAGCUUUGGUAGCUUAAGGAACGUGAGCAAAACAGAUGAAGAAAACAAUGACUUUGUCAUUGUGUCGAGUUCUGGCCAGACGUGGCAUUUUGAAGCCCAAAGUGUGGAGGAGCGGGAUUCCUGGGUGCAGGCUAUCGAGAGUCAGAUCUUGGCCAGCUUGCAGCUGUGUGAGAGCAGUAAGAACAAGGCUCGGAAGAACAGCCAGAGCGAAGCCGUCGCUCUGCAGGCGAUUCGCAAUGCAAAAGGAAACGGCUUCUGUGUCGACUGCGAUGCUCCCAAUCCCACGUGGGCCAGUUUGAACCUUGGCGCCCUCAUAUGCAUCGAGUGUUCGGGAAUCCACAGGAACUUGGGAACUCACGUUUCGCGCGUUCGCUCACUCGAUUUGGACGAUCUACCGCGAGAGCUCACACUGGUUCUCAGUGCCAUUGGCAACCACAUGGUGAACUGUAUAUGGGAGGCGUGCACGAUGGGCCACCGUAAACCUCCGCCUGACGCUACCAGAGAGGAACGAGAGUCGUGGAUUCGGGCCAAAUAUGAGCAGAAACUCUUUGUGGCGCCAUUGCCCCCUCCUACUCCCAACGAGGGUCCCGACAUCACACUCUCCGGCCGUCUUCUGCUAGCUGCGAUGGAGCACAAUCUCCCCAAGCUAUUGCUCCUCUUGGCCCACUGCACGAAGGAAGACAUGAAUGGCCCCCCCAGCAUGGCGCUCUCCUCCCGGUCCCUCCUGGCGCUGCGGCUGCCCGGCUCUGCCCUUCAUGCUGCCUGUCAGCAGGCCAACGUGGUGAUGACGCAGCUUCUCGUUUGGUACGGAUGUGACGUUAGGUACAAGGACGCUCAGGGGCAAACAGCGCUGACCCUGGCUCGCUUGGCGGGCAGCCAGGAGUGCGCCGACAUUCUGCUGCAGUACGGAUGUCCCAAUGAGUCCGCCCCUUCCGUUGCCACAACUGCCGGAUCCACAUCCGCAGCCAACCCAGGCUUCCCCGUUGCCAUGACUCCCAACCUGACGGUCGCCACGACGCUCAGGAUCUCGCACAGGGGCGGUGGCGGCGGGGCGGCCAGCUUCAGCUACAGUACGUCAAGAAAAGCCGUAUCAUAAGACAAGAGGAGAGGGUGGGGUUUGCGUAUGUGUGUGUGUGUGUGUAUGUAU
This is a messenger RNA of Hippocampus comes (tiger tail seahorse), 4390 nucleotides long. Its product is annotated as arf-GAP with GTPase, ANK repeat and PH domain-containing protein 1-like. The transcript has 20 exons. Bases 710 to 4339 code for a protein of 1209 amino acids. Gene Ontology annotation, molecular function: GTPase activator activity; protein binding; GTP binding. NCBI's taxonomy places the organism in Eukaryota, Metazoa, Chordata, Actinopteri, Syngnathiformes, Syngnathidae. Gene Ontology annotation, biological process: activation of GTPase activity; negative regulation of neuron apoptotic process. The record is from RefSeq and is a predicted model, not a curated record. Gene Ontology annotation, cellular component: nucleus.